AUGAACACUGACAUUAAUAAGAUUAAUAAGCGUACGUCAAAUUUCACUGCCUCUGAAAUAGAUGUACUAAUAGCAUUAGUCAAAAAGUACAAAGGAGUAAUUGAAUGCAUGAAAACAGAUAAUAAUGAAAAAGAUGCCUGGAUAAAAAUUCAAAAUGAAUUUAAUUGUCAAUUGCCAGAAACCCCUCGCACAGCCAUUAUCUUAAAAAAUAAAUAUGAAAAUGUAAAAAGAAAUGUUAAAAAGCAAUACGCUGAAGAAAAAACUUUUAGUCGUGGUACUGGUGGUGGUCCAACUAAAGUGUUUCAAGGAACAUCAAUCGCAUCGACAGUUGGUGAAAUCCUACAAACCAGAAUGACAGGUGAAACCUCUAUCUAUGAUUCAGAUAC
Messenger RNA from Macrosiphum euphorbiae (potato aphid), 386 nucleotides. The record is from the annotation of a GenBank genome assembly. Lineage: Eukaryota; Metazoa; Arthropoda; Insecta; Hemiptera; Aphididae.